Acanthoscelides obtectus is the source of this 692-nucleotide messenger RNA. The record is from the annotation of a GenBank genome assembly. NCBI's taxonomy places the organism in Eukaryota, Metazoa, Arthropoda, Insecta, Coleoptera, Chrysomelidae.
GCGGCAUUUCAGCAGGGAGAUUUACUCCAGAAAUGACUGGAUUUGUGGGUGCAGCAGGAUGAAUGUACUUUUCUGCUUUCCUUGCAUACUUUUCGGGGGUAGAUGUUACAGAUUUAGUGCACCUGAGUGAAAAAAAUAAGAAGCAUGAAAACUCUAAAACACAUCUUCAUAAUUCAAUGAAAUUGGCUUUAUUGGGGACUGUUAACAUCAGAGCUCAGUUAGAUUCAGCAUAUUGGAGAAAUAUACAACAGCAUAAUGAUACCGUUACAGAAAACAGAGCCUCGUAUUUGGCGAUAAUAGCAGAUGAAACAACUGACAUUUCGGGGAAAACCCAACUGGUAACAAUUUUCAUAUACGUAUUUAACGGCGAACCAGUAGAACAUUUUUGGAAUUAUAUGAAUCCCGAAAAAUGUGACGCUGAUACUCUCACAAGACAUACUUGUAUUUUGAGCGUCGUAGAUCCAUUAAUAGAAAAUUUCCCUAACAAACUGAUUUCACAAAGCUAUGAUGGAGCCGCGGUAAUGGGCGGACAUAAUGCUGGAGUACAGGCAAAAAUUAAACAAAGAUAUCCAUUUGCUCACUAUGUGCAUUGCUAUGCGCAUCAGUUAAACCUGAUUAUGUCCCAAACUGCUUCCGCAAAUGCUCAAGUUCGGGUGUUCUUUGGGGAUGAAAGAUAUUCCUGGAUUUUUUAA